Mercenaria mercenaria is the source of this 1440-nucleotide messenger RNA. Its product is annotated as baculoviral IAP repeat-containing protein 2-like. Bases 150 to 1043 code for a protein of 297 amino acids. Gene Ontology annotation, molecular function: cysteine-type endopeptidase inhibitor activity involved in apoptotic process. The transcript has 6 exons. Gene Ontology annotation, biological process: negative regulation of apoptotic process; regulation of cell cycle. The record is from RefSeq and is a predicted model, not a curated record. Lineage: Eukaryota; Metazoa; Mollusca; Bivalvia; Venerida; Veneridae. Gene Ontology annotation, cellular component: nucleus; cytoplasm; spindle microtubule.
CAAACAUCAGCAUACCGAAUAACCUUAUAGACUGGAAAACCAGUUAAACAGUAUAAAAUUAAUAAGAACGGUUGAGUGUAUCGCAUUUACAACAAGGCAGUCGAUCUACAAUUCAACACACCUGCUUCGACCAUAUUUUCACGGAGAAAAUGUCUGACACACUCACAGAUAUCAAAGUCUCCCAGCAGCAUGCAUCAAGACCACCACCCCUUGCAUUAGGUAUAAAUGUGGAAAAACCCAAGUUUCCUCAGUAUGCUGUCUAUUCAAAACGACUGGAAUCUUUCGAUGCCUGGCCAGAAUACCUGCCAGUACAAAAGAAAGAUAUGGUCGAAGCAGGUUUGGUAUAUACAGGAGUAGGCGACAGUGUGCGAUGUUACUUUUGUGGCGGAGGUCUAAGAAACUGGGAGAUUGGAGACGUGCCUAUGGAGGAACAUGCAAAAUGGUAUCCAAAAUGUCCCCAUAUUUUACUGGUUAAAGGACAGGCAUACAUUGACAAACUUUCACGAGGAGAAAAGCCUGAGACAGACGGAGCAGAUGGAAUAAGUAGUAAACAGGAUUUGGCCGAUGAAAUCAACUACAUAGAGAGUAUAGCAGCACAAAGUUGCAUAGAAAUGGGCUACACCAAAGACAUUGUUGCUAAAGCAAUAACAAUUUUCAUUUCAAAACACGAAAACACAGAUUUCAAAGGUACAGAUUUGUGCGAAAUUAUUUUUGAUAUAGAGGAGAAUCCUGAAGCACAAGAAAAGAGCACUGGUGAUGGAAAUGCAAUUGCUGAGAGCUAUGAUAAAGCCAAUCAUGCAAUAAAGGUUGAUGAGCAAUUAGAACCAGUAGAAACUCUUCUAGAAGAAAAUCAAAGACUUAAGGAGAAUCAGAUGUGUAAAAUAUGUCUUGACAGCAGAGCUGAUGUGAUAUUUUUACCAUGUGGUCACAUGGUCAGCUGUCCACAGUGUGCUCCAGCUCUUAUAAAAUGUCCUGUUUGCAGACAAACUGUCAAUGGACAACUGAAAGCAUUCUUUUCUACUGUGAUUAACUCCCAUAAAUGAUGAUGUUGGCCCUAGUAGAGCUCAAUAACGCCAAACAAAAUGAGACAUAAUGAAACCAAUUGCUAUAUUUUAAAUUCUAACAGUGGUUAUGUAAGCAUAAAUCUCUCUAACACUUUUCGAUGUUUAUGCAUGUUUUCAUAAAUUGUCUACUAGGGUUAAAGUUUCGAGCUCAUGACAUCAGAAUUACACUAUGACUAAAGCAAAAGGAGUACUGCAUCAGUAUGGACACUAGUUUUACCUACAAAUAGUUAGAAUAUGUGUUCAAUUAUAUGAAUUUAUCUACCUCAAAAUUACUAGUCAUAUGUUCCUAUGGGAAUAUUUGUUGACGUUGUUUAAGAUACAGUGAAUGUUGUUUAAAGUCAUAUGUUAAAUAAAGAAUAAAUUGUUUUUGUUGGUA